This is a messenger RNA of Tympanuchus pallidicinctus (lesser prairie-chicken), 3509 nucleotides long. It is a transcript of the gene EXOC3L4, whose product is annotated as exocyst complex component 3 like 4. Bases 74 to 2194 code for a protein of 706 amino acids. Lineage: Eukaryota; Metazoa; Chordata; Aves; Galliformes; Phasianidae. Gene Ontology annotation, biological process: exocyst localization; exocytosis. The record is from RefSeq and is a predicted model, not a curated record. Gene Ontology annotation, cellular component: exocyst. Gene Ontology annotation, molecular function: SNARE binding. The transcript is spliced from 11 exons.
CUCACUCUGUGUUUUCAUUCACUUCAGUGAUUUGCCAGCAACCUUUUUGGAAAGCCCUUCAUUGAAAAACAAGAUGAGUACAAAUACAAAGGUAUAUCUAAGGAGAUCAGCUUUAGAACCAGACCCUGCAACAAAUGAUGUGGAGAAAGAAAAGACAGAAGUUGCUUCAGAGCUAGGCAGCCCAACUUGGAAUGAUGAGAACAUGGGAUUUAUUGAAAGAGGUUUUAAAACCAUGCUAAGCAUUCGGAAAUCAAAACGAAGGAAUGAGAAAGAACAGGAAGGCACUGGCACCUGGAGAAGAAGACUACUUUCUUUUCAAUUCCCCAAGAGCUCUGAGGAGAACAAAACUGAAAUACUUGAUGGUUUGGAAGAGAUUGUUGAUAAAACAGAAACAGAGCCCACUGAAGGAAAGCCUCUUUCAGUAAUGGAAAUCAAUGAACUUAUUCAGAAAAAGCAACUUCUGGAAGCAUUUGCAAGCAUCAAGUACAUGGAAGAUGAGAUGAUAGCAGAACGGGACGCAGACAAAUACAAGGAUAACCCCCAGGAAUUUUUGAGGAAAGCCAAGGAUGUGGAUUUACUUUACAGCUCUAUCACGAGCAUGAUCCAGUCCAUCGUGGUGGGAACACUGGAGAACCACACAGUGGAGGAGUCCACACUGACCUCCCUGGUGACAUUAAUUGCCCGUGAAGAGGCAGCUCAUCCUAAUACAGGCAAUGCUGCUGAUCCUGGGUCAGACUUGCUUGGAGCACCCAGAAAGUGGAGGGAGGAGUGGAAGGAAGCUGUUAAUGAGGGCACUAGAAAGAGAGUUCUGAGCAUACCCAUGGCAUCAAAGGAAGAAGAGAAAGCCUGGCUUGAUCUCCACUUAAGUUUUCUCCAGAAAUACCUGCUCGAAGACUUACUGAAAAUCAAGUCAUCAGUAAAAAAGUGCUACCCAGAGGAGUACCGGGUGUGUGAAGUGUAUGUGGAGGCUUUUCACAAUGCCAUCGCCUCACACUUGCAAGAUCUUUCUCAGAGACCGCUGGAGUUCAGUGAGCUCUAUUCCUUGCUUGACUGGAUGGCCAACACCUACCACAGUGAACUCUUUCUUGGUCACUCUGAUCUCAAACCAGAAGUUGAGACAAAAAAUCUGUCCCUGCUGCUAACAACAGCGGACUGGGAUAGACUGAAUGAUGAUUACAUCACUUCUGUAAAGGGUAAAAUCAAGAGCUAUUUUGGAAACAUCCUGAUGCUGGAAGUGACGGAAAAAUGGGAGAAGGAAGUUCCCCCAGAAGUGAAGGAUAACCUGUACCAGACCUCGCUUUCCUUUGACAUUCAGACGAUCAUCGGGGAGCACAUGAAGUUAUCUGAAGCCAUCAGUAAAAAGCUGAAAACAAAAACUCUUGAGCUGUGCCUGGCUGAGCUGCAUGAAUUCAUACCAAGGUUCGGGGAGGAGUUCCUGGAGUGGAACGCAGUCCAUGACAGUCCCAUGUUUGCACCCUACUUUGCUGCCUACAUCAACAGCUUCCAUGACCUCUUGUCAGGCUUAGAAACAGUGUUCCAAGUCAACACUGAAGAACUGCAAAAGAUUUUGGCAGCUCUGACAAAGAACUUCAGAAAUGUGUUUUUAAAUAAAUUAAGAACAAAAACACAGCCACUCCUCAAGAAAAUCCUAACCAAGGACUGGAUUUUGGCAAGAGAGAAGCCAAACUCACUGGCGGCAGCAGUCUCGCAGUUCUCAGAGCACCUGCAGCACACAAGGCAGCCCCUGGGACAGGAACUUCUAUGCCAUGUUCAUAAGUACGUGGUAAGGGAAUAUAUUGUGCAGAUCAUCAAACCCAAGAAGAAAAUGAAUGGAGAGAAACGGCAGCAAGUGAGCGAAAGGAUAAACCUGGAAGCCAAAAUCCUUAAUAAUGCUCUCAUUGAUCAUGGCUCAGACUCCAGCUGGCUCCUUCCUGCUAUAAGUCACAUCGCCAAUAUCAUUGGAGAGAAGAGAAAAGACAGGAUCAAGGAGUACGUCAAGGAACUGACUCAGGAUUACCCAGACAUCAGGAAGGAGCACAUCAUGGCCAUCCUCACAGUCCGGGGCCUGGGCUUCACCAGCAGAAGGAUGAUUUUUCAGCAAGGCUUUCAUCGUGAACUGCAGAGUUCUGACAGCGAGGAUGGCAACACGCUCUUUGCUGAAAUCGAUGUGCCGGCAAUCGUCAACUGCUUCUAAAACACAACCAGCACAGAAGCCAGCAGCCUCCCUCCUCCUUCGCUGCCUCUACAGCUUAAUCAGAAAGCUGCUACCUCUCCUCAACAAACACAACAUUUAACUGCUGUGGGAAAAGGGACCUGGGGAUGCAGAAACUGAAGGCAACAGACACACCAAGCACCUUACCUGCUGCAAGUGCCCCUGGGCACCAGCAUCCACCCCAUGAUCACAUAUGGUUACGCUGCUGGGAGGCAUAUUUGAUCCAAGGCUGAGUCUCUUUUCAGUAAAGAGAACCAAAAGGAGUAUAUGCAGGGCUAUAUUAAGGCUUGGACUGUGUGGUGUAUAAUUACACAGCAGAAGAGUAACAACCUCCUUCACAAUUAGCGUCCCUGAGCAACCCCAGAGCAGACCUUGGGCAGUGAUGUGGAACUGCCUAGACCUUAUUUUCUCCCUAGCGAACCAGCUGAGUGAGCUGACAUGGUGCAAGGUCAGUGACAUUGUGCUCUGAUACACCUGACUAAGGGAGGUAGCCUGGGAGGGUAACCAAACCCUCUCUUCAGACACACAGUGCACAGGCUACUGCCCACCAGGACAAGCCCUACAGCCUUUGUCCCUCUGGUGUUUCAGCAGAGUCUGCAAGUCCUCAUGACCCAGGGGAGAAGGACCACCCUUUUGCAUGCUUGGAUGUAUUUUAACCUGGUACAGUCUGAUUGCUAUAUGAAACUUUAUGUGAGGUAGACAGGAAUGGGAUGGGACCCUCCUCCGGCAUCUAGCAUCAGCAGCACCUCAUUGACUGCUUUAUCUGUGAAGGACCUGAAGUGUUAUGCACAGCGCCUGUAGGGCAGGCUGAAAGAAACAUUCAGUAACCCACAACUGUACUAAUCUGAUUUUACUUAAUCCAAUUUAUCCUGUAUGUUGUCUCCUGUGGGAAUUAAUCCAAGACUGUGCAGAGACAUGUUUAUGGUCUACCAAUUAAUGUGAUAAACGUGAACAAGGCAUAGAGCUGUACACCAGUUUGUCUGCAGCUUAGAUCAGUACUGAGCCUCCUCCUCUUCCUGUGCUUCUGUUUUCACCUGAAUAAUUCAGCCUAUGUGACUAGCUGGUGAUAAACCAAGGGGGUGCUCUGACAGAUAGGAGUUUCAGUGUACCCUUAACCUGCAAUCAGCACAUGAAAAAAUUCUAAAGCAGAUUUGCUAACUCAAGGGAGUGUCUGGGCAGAAGGAUGCUAGGAUGCUAUUCUUUCUGAAAUAAGCUGCUUCUAUUCAGCCCUGCUCUGUGAACCAUCCCCUUUUCAUUAGGAGCAUAUUUUGCAUUCUAAUAAAACAGAAGUCUCCUA